UCCACACUUCCGCGUUCACUUCCACCAACUCCAAACACAACGCGUAUCGACGCUUUUGGUGUGAAUCAUUGAUUUGCACAUCCUGACCCCCGGAUUUAGCGGGGCUGUGGACUUUUUGGGUGUGGUAGGACAAAGGCAGAACGUGUAGAAGGGCACGAGGAGAGAUCUUCGGGCUGUAACGUGAAAUUCAAGGAACCCAGGUGGCCGUCAUCGCAGACGUCACGACAGGAGUCCAUUCAGGCAGUCUGGUAACGGCGACAGCUACAGCGAAUCCGACUCCGAAUCCUACAGUGGAUCAGGAUCUGAUUCUGGUAGCAGAUCUCCGAGCCCACAUUCUAAGCGAUCACACCAGAAAGGAGCAGGAAGUGAUCUGUUGAAGAUCGGUUCUAAGAUCAAGUUUGGUAAGAAGUUGAAAGCUCUCGGUUCAGAACUUGAAGACAAGCUCAAUUUGAACAAACUCGUCCCUCCUGAGCUUGAGAACAAAGUCAGGAAGCAGCUAAACAAGCACAAGUUAAAGCGGGAGGAUUCGGACGAAGAGGAAGCGAAAAGAGAGCAACACAGACAGAGAGGCGAGAGAAGACGUGACCGUGGACACAGGAGACAGUUUGAACAGGAACAGUGGAGAGACAGAAACUCUGCCAGACGUCUGACAGGCCCAGAACAUCACAUCUACGACCCAGACUUUCUACAGAAUCCCGAGGAAGAGUUGGAAAACACCUGGGUACAGAACAACAUGGUGUUCGGUCCGACAAUCAAGUAUUACAAGGGGCAGAACUACUCUGACCUGAAGAAGGAAUGUGAAGAGAAAGGUCAACUCUUCACGGAUCCCGAGUUCCCUGCUGCAGAGGAGUCUCUGUGGUUCAACCAGGCCAUCCCCGCUCGGAUAGAAUGGAAGAGGCCAAGAGAGCUGUGCGACAACCCCCGCCUGUUUGUUGAAGGCGUGUCCUCAAACGACCUGAACCAGGGGCAGCUGGGAAAUUGCUGGUUUGUGGCUGCCGUGGCCAGCCUCACUCUGGAGAAGGAUCUAUGGAAGGAGGUCAUCCCAGACUACAAGGAGCAAGAGUGGGACACUGAGCACCCCGAGAACUACCAGGGCAUCUUCCGCUUCCGUUUCUGGCGCUUUGGCACCUGGACGGAGGUCGUGGUGGAUGACCUCCUGCCCACCAUCAAUGGUCAGCUGGUCUACAACAGGUCCAAGGACCAGAACGAGCUGUGGAGCUCACUGCUGGAGAAGGCUUAUGCCAAGCUUGCAGGUUGUUAUGAAGCCCUACAGGGUGGAAACACACUGGACGCCCUGGUGGAUUUCACAGGGGGGGUGGCCGAGCCCAUCGCUCUCGACAAGGGGGGGUACCGGGAGGAUGAGGAGAAGAAGGAGAAACUCUUCAAGGUCAUGCACAAGGCCGCAGAGAGAGGAUCGCUUCUCACCUGCAGUAUCAGGGUGACCUCUAGAGAUGAGAUGGAGGCAAGUACAGAGUCGGGCCUGGUCAAAGGUCAUGCCUACAGCGUCACAGCUGUCAAGAAAGUCAAGGUCGGGGAGUCGGGCAUGCUGAGCGGCAUCCUGGGUAACCAGGAGAAGAUCUACAUGAUCAGGAUGAGGAACCCCUGGGGGCAGAAGGAGUGGAGAGGGCCAUGGAGUGAUGAUUCUCCUGAGUGGCAGCAAGUCAGCAGUUCUGAGAAGGAGAAGCUUGGGCUGGUCAAAGAGGAUGAUGGCGAGUUCUGGAUGUGUUUUGACGACUGGAUCACCCAUUUCACGGACGCGGGAAUCUGUCGCCUGAUCAACACAUCCCUCCUCAGCAUCCACAAGACCUGGGUGGAGUCCCGCGUGUUCUCACGCUGGCGGAGCGCGCCCGGAGACCCCACCCAUAACCGCGCCGGCGGCUGUAUGAACAACAGGGACACCUAUCUACAGAACCCACAGUUUACGUUCGACGUUGUGCCGAAAAAGAGCACCCAGAAGACCAAGAAGGUUCUGUUUGAUGUUGACAAGGAUGAGGACACAGUACUGAUCUCCCUGUCUCAGCCGGACACACGGCAGACUCGUAAGGAAACGGGAGGGAAACAGGGGAACCUGACCAUGGGCUUCGCUGUCUACAGGGUUGAGUUGAACAGGAAGUAUCGUCUCCACACCAUGAAGGAAAAGGUGGCUGACUCCAUCUACAUCAACACCCGCAGUAACUUUGUCCGUACGGAGCUGCGCCGCGGGCGCUACGUCGUCAUCCCCACAACGUUCGACAAGAACGAGGAGGGAGACAUGAUGCUGAGGAUCUUCACUGACACUGACAACAACUGCAAGGAGUUGCAUAAGGACCAGCCCACUGCCUCCUGUUUCUCAGGAAUCCUGGGAUACCCGCAGGCUGUGACAAGUGUCCAUCUCCACUCAGCUACAGGGCUCUCUAAGAAACAGGGAACUUUUUCCCUCAAGAAAACGGACACAUAUGCAGUCAUCAAGUCAGGCAGCAAGUCAGCAAAGACAAGGGUAAUUGAGGACAGCAGCAGCCCUGAGUAUGAUGAAGAAGCUAUCUUCUACCGUAAGGACCCCAGAAACCCCAUCAAGAUCCAGAUUUGGAAGAAGGACCUGAUCAGGGAUGACCUGCUGGGUGAAGCGACCAUGAUGUGUGAGGUCAACAACUCCACCAAGCAGCACGUGGUGCAACUGCAGGACAAGGAUGGGGGAGGGGAUGUGCAUGGGAGCAUCAGUGUCUCCGUCACCAGUCAUGAUGAUCUCACCGCAAUCUAGAUACCCUGUCUAGAAGUAGCUAAUUGCUAGCAUACUGAAAUGAUGUAGUGAGAUAGAAUACAUCCACCUUUUAACUAUUAACCUGGACCACUCACAAAAUGUAGUUUAAAGCUACUUUCUAAGACUUGUUAUACAGUGUGUGUUUUUCUAUACUGGAAAAAAUGCAGAUUUUACCUUUUAGCCGUACACUGUUAUCUAAGAUUGUGUUCUUUUUCUUGCUGCCUACCGGUAGAUUGUAUUUAGCCUAGUCUUGUGUAUUAUUACUAGCUGGUAUGUCAAGCAUUAUUGACAUUUUCAUCUUUUAUCUUUUAAAAUUUUGUUGUUGUUAGUUGUACAUGUUGGCAUAUUUUGCCACUUUUGUCAUGUUUUUAAAAUCUGUCACACCUGUAAAACAUGUGGUUGUGCACUUGUUGCAAAAAUUCUUCCCCCAGCUUCGAAGAAUUUGGCAAGAUAAAAUGAAAUCACUGAUCUCUACUUGAUUAUGCAAGCCCCAAAAGAUAACCAGUCUUAAUAUAAGCAAUAUGACUUUCAACUACAAUGUAUUCUAUAAUUGGACAAUAGUGCUCAGAAAACCUUGCAGUCUUUCACUUCUGCCGCUUAAACCAAAGCUAUAUUUGUUUGUGAUUCCAAAGAUGUCUAUGAAAGCAGAAAUGGAAUGGAGUUGUGUAUGUGAAAAUGUGUAUGUAAAAAUGUGUGUUGCUUUGACAUUUUUUUCUUCAUUUAUGGAGAGAAAUGAUUGUUUUAUCAAAAAGACCUCAAUCAUGAAUGCCUGCAAAAUUUAACUUAAUAUUUGUUUAAAUUCCUUUUAGAAAAUUGAUUUGGCUACAUGACCCAAACUGGUGUGAUGCAGAAAAAUGUUGCAAAAGUCUCUCCUCUGUAAAAACACUCAGUCUGACUUUUAGUUCAUUGAUGGAACUUUAAGACUUAAUGCAGCGGAAAUGAUAAUGCAUGUGCAUGUAACUA
Messenger RNA from Branchiostoma floridae (Florida lancelet), 3700 nucleotides. RefSeq names its product calpain-5-like. The coding region runs from base 734 to 2737 and encodes 667 amino acids. Gene Ontology annotation, molecular function: calcium-dependent cysteine-type endopeptidase activity. The transcript is spliced from 16 exons. The record is from RefSeq and is a predicted model, not a curated record. Gene Ontology annotation, biological process: proteolysis. NCBI's taxonomy places the organism in Eukaryota, Metazoa, Chordata, Leptocardii, Amphioxiformes, Branchiostomatidae. Gene Ontology annotation, cellular component: cytoplasm.